This is a messenger RNA of Salvelinus namaycush (lake trout), 426 nucleotides long. RefSeq names its product perforin-1-like. The coding region runs from base 10 to 426 and encodes 138 amino acids. Lineage: Eukaryota; Metazoa; Chordata; Actinopteri; Salmoniformes; Salmonidae. The transcript is spliced from 3 exons. The record is from RefSeq and is a predicted model, not a curated record.
CAGUGUACCAUGGCCUCUCUGUCUCUGUCCCUGGGACUGCUGGUGCUAUGCACCCUGUCUCUUGUACACUGUGACCUGGAUGACAGCCAUGUCAGGGUGUGGGGCCUUAGUGCCUCCAACCUGAAAGGAGACUUCCUCUCCCAGCCAGACCCCUACAUCAAGGUGUGGUGCGGCCCAGCCUUUGGUGGCAUGACCAGCAUUCUGAAGAACCAGGCCAACCCCACCUGGCCCGGUGAAUUCAACUUCCUAGACAUCAUCCACAAGUCUGUCCUGAAGCUGGAGGUGUGGGAUCAGGACGCCGGACCAGACAACCGCCUCGGAACCUGCACCACCACUGUCUACCCAGGAACACACACUGAGACCUGCCACCUGAAGAAAGGCACCUUCUACUACACAUACAGCUACAAGAAGGAACAGGAGCAAUAG